This is a messenger RNA of Dioscorea cayenensis subsp. rotundata (Guinea yam), 1804 nucleotides long. Its product is annotated as 28S rRNA (cytosine-C(5))-methyltransferase. Gene Ontology annotation, cellular component: nucleolus. The transcript has 13 exons. NCBI's taxonomy places the organism in Eukaryota, Viridiplantae, Streptophyta, Magnoliopsida, Dioscoreales, Dioscoreaceae. The coding region runs from base 49 to 1590 and encodes 513 amino acids. Gene Ontology annotation, molecular function: methyltransferase activity. Gene Ontology annotation, biological process: rRNA base methylation. The record is from RefSeq and is a predicted model, not a curated record.
GCCAUUAAAAUGGCAUGAUUUAAUAUCAACCGUCAGAUAUUUCAUCCAAUGUAUUACAAUCAACAAGACAAUCCAGUGAGAGAAGCAGAGAGAUCAGAGAUGGCGCCUCCAGAGAAGAAGGCGGGGAGAGCUUGGCCGGCGGCGGCGCCACGAAGGAGGAAGCGCAUGGAGAGCAGGAACGGAGUGGAGAGGUCGGCGUACUUCGCGCGGAGGGAGGCAGCAAAGGUGCUGCGCUCAGCUCUGCAGGGCGAUGCCCGCCGCCGCGCGGUCGGAUCCAUCAAGUCCCUAGUCUACUCCCCCUCCGUCCGCAACAAGAAGGCCACCUUUGCUCUCGUCUGUCAAACCCUCAAGCAUCUUCCCUUACUCAAGGAGGUUUUAGCUGCUACAAAUAUACUAAGUGGCAAAUGGAAGAGGCAAGAGGAAUUAGUGUACGUGAUUGCAUACGAUGUUCUGUUUGGACAGGAUAUUGCUAUGUCAGGCCCCGUGGAGAAGUUUCUCAUGUUUCGCAAAAACGAACUUCAGUCAGCUUUGGCCAAACUGUAUGUGAAAGAGAAGGUCAAAUCUGUUGAAAGUUUACUCCUAGAGUAUCAAACUCCUGUAUCUUCAAAACCUCGAUAUGUUCGUGUGAACACACUCAAAAUGGAUAUUGACACUGCUAUGCAUGAAUUAGGCAAAGCAACCACGGUUAUGAAAGAUGAUUUGGUUCCAGACAUGCUAGUAGUUCCAACGGGGACGGAUUUGCAUGAUCAUCCCUUGGUCAUGAAUGGAAGUGUCUUUCUACAAGGCAAAGCAAGCUCUAUGGUAGCAGUUGCAUUAUGCCCUAAACCUGGAUGGCAGGUCCUCGAUGCCUGUGCAGCUCCGGGAAACAAAACUGCUCACCUUGCUGCUCUCAUGAGAGGACAAGGGAAAAUUAUAGCAUGUGAACUUAAUGAGGAAAGAGUCAAGGUUCUACGAACUUCUAUUACAAAAUCUGGAGCACAUAAUGUAGACAUAAUUCAUGGUGACUUUCUGAAGUUGGAUACAAAGGAUCCUAAAUUCUCAAAGGUUUGUGCAAUUCUCUUGGAUCCCUCCUGUUCUGGAUCUGGAAUUUCUGCUGAGAGGCUGGAUAAUCUGCUCCCUUCAUACUCUCAAGAUAAUGAUAUUGAUGCUGCUAAGAGUCAGAGGGUGAAGAAGCUUGCUGCUUUCCAAAGAAAAGCUCUUGUUCAUGCACUAUCCUUUCCUGCUGUCGAAAGAGUUGUGUACAGUACAUGUUCCAUCCAUCAAACUGAAAACGAGGAUGUCAUCAAAUCGGUUCUCCCUUUUGCUGCAUCUCGUAAUUUUGAAUUGGCAACUCCUUUUCCACAGUGGCCUCGCCGCGGACUUCCUGUCUUUGAAGGAUCCGAACAUUUACUCAGGACUGAUCCAACAGAGGAUGUGGAAGGUUUUUUUAUUGCUUUAUUUGUACGAAAACAAUUCAAGAAAAAGAUUCUCAGAAGAAAAACAAGAGAAAUAUAUUUACCCUUCGGCAAAAUCUCGGCAAUGUGGAUGAGAGACAUCACAAUAAAAAGAAGAAAAAGAUGGACCAUGCUUGACAGUAGGAUGAUAAUCUAGAGCAGAAAUGUAGCGAUACAUGUUGUCUAAUUAGAAUUGUGCUUAUUGAUUAUGGAGGAACAUAUGCAGAUAGUUUUCUUUUUGUUUAUUUGAAUUAUGUUCUUUUUUUUACAUAUAUGCCCUUAUAAAACCAAGUUUUUUACAUUGUAAACUCAGUAUAUUUGUAAAAAAGGUUUUACCAUAGAAGGGCAUGCAAGGAAUUUGAUGUUCUGCA